GUUUCUAAAACAUGGCUACGACUAGCUCACAACAAAACACAACCGACUGACUGUCCCGUCCGUCCGUGGGUCUGUGGGUCGACACUCUUCAGUUGACACCAGAAAAUGAAGCGAAGGCAGCAAAUCUCGCAGCAUGUCUCGGAUUCUUAGCGCGUCACAAACCCGUCACGCGUGAAGUGAGGGAACACCGUUAGCUCAACUCCAGCUAGCUGUCAACUGCUACAAGUGAGGCAAGGUUAAGAAGAUACCAGCUGAUAACUUUCUCCAUGGGUCUCAGAAUAGCAUCCUGGUGGGAGAAAUUGCGAUAAAGUCACUGGUAAACGUGAAACUGUAAACAAUUAUUUAAAGACACACCAUGGAUUGGCUUAUCCAAGCAGUUGAGAGAGAUCUAGGAGUUGACAGACGGCAGCAGGGUCAGGGGCUCCGUCCAGGGGAGCGUGUUGCUUUGGUUCCGACUCGCUGGGUGAUGGGCCUCAGGGAGAAAAGGGUCUUACGCUGUGCCCGAUUUGAAAGCGGCAGCACGACAGAAAUCUCUACACACCUCUGUUCAUCACAGACAAAGUUGCCACCUGGCUGGACACGAGUAUGCAUUCAGGGUCUGAGGAAGAGCAAGUUAAGCUACAGUUUGGCCAGAGAUCCAUGCCAUCAUGAAAUGGAAGUGCUCCCACAGGACUCGUAUGUUAAAACCAUGCAAAGUGUGUCACAACUUAAUGUCAGAAAUCUGUGGCGGGAAGCUCAUUACAAGCUUGUGCAGCCAUAUACAGGGCCCAGUGAGCAGAUGCAUAUUACCGCUUUGGAUGCAGUACGCCAUGCACUGGAGAAGCUCUUCAAUUUGACAUUUUUCUCAGUAGACAAAGUUUCACCUUCUUUGUCUCCAGCCAGAGAGAAGGAAAAAGACAUAUUUUUGCCAACAAGCUCAUCCAGUUUUUCAAAGUCUCAGUCGGACAAUCCUUGUCCUAAUGUCCUGCCCGCAGAGUGCCUGCUGGAGACAGCAGAAAUGAUUUAUGUCAUUCUACCCUAUACUCAAUAUUCUCUUCAGGAUAUUGUGUCCUUCAGCCCAGCAAAGCUUGCCAACAGUCAUGCCAAAGUCUUGUUCAUCAUCUACCAGGUGCUGGUAGCUAUGCGGGCAUGCCAAACAGCAGGCCUUUCUUGUGGAGAACUGUCUCUUCAGGACAUAGCAGUAGAUGAACAGCUCUGGAGCCAUCUCAAACUCAACCUUUCUCAUUAUGAGGACCUGGGGUCAAAAGAAGAGGCGGGCAGUAAUGAUAGCUUAAACCAAGUGCAGAGACAUGCAGAAAAUAAAUGUGUGAGCCAAAAGAAUGAUCGACUGUGUAAAGACUGCUUUGAUGAGCUGAAGACACUGGUUCUGGAUUGGGUCCAUGGACGAGUCAGUAACUUCCAUUACUUGAUGGAGCUAAACAGGUUAGCUGGACGGCGGAAGGGGGACCCUAACUAUCACCCAGUUCUGCCUUGGGUUGUGGAUUUUACUGUCCCGUUUGGAAAAUUUCGGGAUCUCAGGAGGUCAAAGUUCAGGCUAAACAAAGGGGACAAGCAGUUAGACUUCACAUAUGAGAUGACCAAAGAGGCGUUGGCAGCUGCUGUGGGUAAUGGAAUUGGUGUAGGUGGUACAGGUGGAGAUCUCAGCAUUGGUGUUGGAGGUGCUGGACAAUCUGAACACCUACAUGUACCUCACCACAUAUCUGAUGUGCUGUCAGACAUUACUUAUUAUGUGUACAAAGCCCGGCAAACACCCAAGUCAGUCCUUUGUAGCCAUGUUAGGUCACAGUGGGAGCCAAAUGAAUACCCAGCCACAAUGGAGCGCAUGCAGAGCUGGACUCCUGAUGAAUGCAUUCCAGAAUUUUACACAGAUCCUUCCAUUUUUCGCUCAAUCCACCCAGAUAUGCCUGAUCUGGAGGUGCCUUCUUGGUGCAAGUCGUGUGAAGAGUUUAUUGAUGUCCAUCGGGAUCUUCUGGAGAGCAGAGAAGUUUCCCAGCAUUUGCAUUCCUGGAUAGAUCUUACAUUUGGCUAUAAGCUUUCAGGUAAAGAAGCCAUCAAGGCUAAGAAUGUUUGCCUGCACCUUGUGGACAACCACACUAACCUAACUACCUAUGGUGUAGUUCAACUGUUUGAUCAGCCUCACCCACAGCGCCUAUCUGCUUCCCAGUAUGCCCCAGCAGAACCGCCUAUUCUUAGCCUUGCUGCUCUUAAUGUGCCUUCUCUAAGCAUCCCUACCGUUGAUUCUGUUGUUGACACUGUGGAUGGAAUGAUACCAGAAUCCAAAGGAUGUGAGUCCUGGACCAUGACCGAUAAAGAUGAAGACCUUGAACAGGGUACAGAAGCGAUAGACUCAUUAACAUCAACUGGCUCAUCAACUCCUGCAUCUUGCCCUGUCACUCUGCCGACCAUUGGUGCAGCGGCUGGCAAAAUUGGUGGAGCAAUUACAUCUCAGUCUCCAACUCCAUUGUCAAGUGAUUUCUCAAGUGUGAUAGGUCCUGCUUUACGGAGUGCAGUGUUACAAAAAGGUGGACCGAUGAACAAAAAACAUGGGGAAAAUGUUACCACUGCAAAUUCAGAAGAAGUCAAGAUCAUUCUCCCUGAAGGUUUUAACCCAUUGCAACCUUUAGAAGAGCUGGAGAAGUUGAAUAAUUUUUUGGUAAAAAGUCUUCAUGCUGAAGUAUUGCACCCUGCAACAGCUAGUAGCUCCAUAGCUGAGGGAUUUAAAGCUGAAUCUGGACUUUGUCUCACUAACCUCUACCAAAGGGAUGUGCAGGCACUUGGGAUUCUCACUGCAGAGAUAUUUUAUGCCUCCAAACUUAGAGGACUAAGAGCAGACACUCCACUCAGACAGCGUUUCCAGGCCAUCAUUAAACUGUGCUCUUCAAACCUCCGUGAUGUGCCACUGUCUUUGCACCAUGCUCUUGAGACUUUGCUGCUAUUGGAGAAGCACUCCAGAGUGGCAUACAGCAAAGAACCAGAUUGUCCAGAGCCUCUUGUUUUCAAGUAUGACCCUAUCUAUGAUGGUCUCCCUCCUCCAAGCCCUCACCAGCUAUUGAACUCCAUUAUCAGUCCAUUCCCUUUCCCUUCCUAUUUUGCUGCACUUCAUGAUUUCAUCUUCUAUUACCAUGCCAAUAUGGGUGCUGUGUGUAGCCUACAGGGAAGAGACAUUGUCUUCCAUCUGUGGCAGCAGCUUGACAAAUUGCUGUUGAGUGACAUCACUGCCGAAGGUCUUGAGAUUCUCUUGCCCUUCAUUCUAGCCCUCAUGCUUGAGGAAUCCACUGCUGUCUAUGCAGCUUGGUACCUUUUUGAGCCCAUAUCUGCAGUCCUUGGUCCCAGAAAUGCAAAUAAAUACUUACUAAAGCCCCUGAUCAACGUCUAUGAAAACCCUCACUGUCUCAAAGGGCGAUUCUAUCUGUACACUGACUGUUUUAUCCUUCAACUGAUAAUGAGACUUGGUCUCCAGGCCUUUCUCUCCAGCCUGCUCCCUCAUGUGCUACAAGUCCUAACUGGCUUUGAAAUCUCAGGCCCUGGUGGAGAAGGUUGUAAAGGAUUGAGGACUGGCAUUUGUAACAUAGGAGAGGAAGAGGAUGAGGAUUUUCAUGUUGGCAAGGAGCGGUCAUCAUCUGCGUCUGUUGGUGGCAACAUGGGGAGCAGCAGUGGUGUUGGUGGAGGAGUUGGGCUGGGUGGAGACAGCGGACUAGUUGACUACUCCUCUGGCAUCAGUCUCAACGACCAAGUUUUUCUUUCAGAAGCUGAGGACUUUCAGAAUGAGUUCUAUGUCAACGGUGGAGAAGGAGUUGGUGCUGGGAAGCGCCAGAGCUCUUCAGCCAAAGAUCAAGAUCAGGAAUCUUUAAGUGUGGGAAAGUUAAGUGACAAAAGCAGCACAAGUGAACUCUCUCUAGGUGAUGACUCAAUGCGGGAUAGAGCGAGUCUAAAAUCUGCAGAUAGUAGCCAGGAUUUAAAACAUGCUAGUGAGGGAGAGGAAAGUGGUGAAUUAGAGGAAGAAGAGUUAGCUGGUGACAGUAAGGAGGGGAUUGAUAUACCAGCUGCCCAAAACCUUGAUCUAACAGAUUCAGGUACCACUUUCACGACUCUUCAGGGAGACACUAUUAAUGGAUUGAGGCUUGGUGAGACUGAAAAAGGAAUUGUGGGUACUCAGGAAGAUGAGGAAGACGACAGAGAUCCUUCAGAGGAAUCUGAGGAGAAAGAGCAAAAGAUUCUAUUAGAUACAGUCUGCAAAACAGUGCGAUGGCUAUCAGCAAAACUCGGACCAACUGUGACAUCCCGAUAUGUUGCUAGAAAUUUGCUGCGGUUGCUCACAAACUGCUACGUUGGACCUGAAAACCACCAGUUUGUGUCCCCUUCAUUGGUUGGGAGCCAGUUGGAAAGUGUGGGAAUGGGCAGUGUGUAUGAGAAAAAACCUGUAGUUGGUGAUCAAACAGCAGGACCUGUUUUAGACUGUCUCAUCUAUAUAGCUCAACUAUAUGGAGAGCCUGUUCUCACCUACCAGUACCUGCCUUAUAUAGGAUAUCUGGUGUCUCCACCAUCUUCACAGCGUCUCAACACGCGUAAAGAAGCAAGUCUUCUUGGAGCUGUAGCACUUACCCAGAAGAUCAUUGUUUUCCUCUCAGAUACCACACUAAUGGACAUGCUUAUGAAGCUGAAUCAGGAUGUGCUCCUUCCACUUUUAGAUCUUAUUACCACGCCACAAAUGGGGUUCCCCAGCGGUGUUCAGACUCGCACUGCUGUGUGCCUCAAGAUGCUGAGCCUAAUGGCUCUCAUCUGUCUGCGCAUUGGGAGGGAGAUGGUACAAAUGCACAUGGCUGACACUUUGUGUCGCUUCUUUUCUGUUUUUUCUCUGGUGCAUUCUCUACAAUCACAGCUGAGUCAUGCCCCUCGGAGGGUUGUUGGAGAAGUAACAAUGGUGGAUGUUUGCACACCAGAGGGGUCAACUGCAACAUAUGAGAUGGGGGUCCUGGAGGAGUUGCAGACAGUUUUUAACCCUGAGAUGGCCCAUGCCUCUUACAUCCCCUUCUAUUGUCUCAUAGGUGACUUUGCCAUUCGAAAACUUGUCCCAAAUCAUGAACUGGUCUGGCAAUUAGCCCAGUCCUAUCAUCAGAGUGUGAGUCAGGGACCUGCUGAGACCAGCCUCACCUCAUCAUCCAGACUAGAACCAACAUCAUCCUCUGGCCUUAGCAGACAAGCGGUUUGUAAUCCAUUCCCUGCCCCCACACACAACUCCACGACAGACCCCCUCCCUGAGUCGGGUACAUUUGGAAGCCACCUGGUUGGAAACCGAAUCCAAGUGUCUCGUGACAAUGAAUUUGAUGCCAGCACAAACCACAGUUUAGCUGGCUCCUGGGGACGCUCCAGCCAUACAGCUCCCAUCAUCACCACUGCCUCCACAUUUUCCACUCCCUCAACAGGUGUUUCCUCCUUCUCCUCCUGGAUAGCAGGCCCUUCUCCAGAGGACAGUGCCCUAAAGCAAGACCUUCCUCGUAGUAGCCGAUCUCUACAGGGCAACUGGUUAGCCUACUGGCAGUAUGAGAUCGGUAUUAACCAGCAAGAUUCACAUUUCCACUUUUACCAAAUCCGACUUCAGAGCUUCUUAGGUCAUUCAGGCACCAUAAAGUGUUUGGCACCACUUGUGGGAGAAGAUUACUUCAUAUCAGGGAGUAAAGACAAGACUGUGAAGCUUUGGUCCCUUUAUAAUCACGGUGAUGGCACACAGGAGGUGGAACCUCGGCUGACAUACAGCGAACAUCGAAAGUCUGUCUUCUAUGUAGGACAGCUGGAGUCCUCACAGGAAGUGGUCAGCUGCGACGGCACCGUGCAUGUGUGGGACCAAUACACAGGCAAGCUCAUCCGUUCUUAUGAAGCUGUGGAUGGGAAGAAUCCAAUUACAGCCGUCACCACAAUGCCAGCUCCACAGUCCAGUGUUGUGUUUGGCAGUGCAGAUUCUGUUCUCCGCUUCAUUGAUCCUCGAAAACCUGGAUUGCAGCAUGAAUUUCGACUGGCAUAUAACAAUGUUAGCGCUGGGCUCAUCCGCUACCUGGCAGUAAGCCCCUCAGGACGCACAGUAGCUGCAGGUUUCUCCUCAGGAUUCAUUGUUCUGCUAGACGCACGCACUGGACUUAUACUGAGGGGCUGGCCAGCUCAUGAAGGAGAUAUUCUGCAAAUGAAGGCUGCAGAGGGAAAUCUGGUGAUCAGCUCUUCCACCGAUUACUCCCUGACUGUGUGGAAAGACCUUGAAAACAAGCCUCUCCGCCAGUACAAGUCACAGUCCGACCAUAUCCACGCCUUUGACCUUUACGGUUCACAGAUCGUAACCGGAACUGUGGCUAACAAGAUCGGGGUGUACUCUAUGGCUGAUAUCUCCCUGAGCCCUGUGAGCAGCACAAAGCUGAGCACGGAAAACUUCCGCGGCACUAUGACCAGCCUGGCUGUGCUGCCCACCAAGAGGCUUCUGCUGCUUGGCUCCGACAACGGUGCCAUUAGACUACUAGCCUAAAAUGGUAGCUUCUAGCUGCACUAAACUCUCUUUCCAUUGAUCUCGGCUGUCUUUUCAAUGGAGGAGACGAUGUCUGAGCUGCCAUAUUGGGCAUAUUGGAGUCACACGUUGGGUCUCGGGUUUAAGUUGCCGUCCUUUUUCAAGACGGCAUCACUAGUUGCACCAUUAUAGAAGCUCAGCAUUUGCAGAAUCGUGUAAAUCUGCCAACUAGCACAUAAUUUAAUGGACCGAAGGUGUUCCACACUGCUGACAUUCAUCGUGUACACUGCUAUGUCUGUAGAUAUAUACUAUAUAAUAACUCCUGUCUCGACUAGGUCAAUUGUUUUACCCAGGUCAGCUUUUUGUUGUUUAUAAAAAAAAAAAAAGAAAAUUGGGAAAAUAUGCUCAGGAAGGUCUUAUGUAUUGUUUAAACUUUUCCAAAUAGAUGCUUAACAAAACCAAAAAAAUUCACCAACCUCACCUGCCAUUUUCCUUAAUGAUGACGAGUCUACUCAAAUUCAGAUGCACUGAUGAAACUAUGCAGUAUUUCUAACGAAAAUGAUUCCAGUUAUUGUGACUCCAUGUUUUUUAAGAGCUGUUUCAAAGCAGUAUGUGUAAACAUCUCAAACAAUAAACGUACACUUGCUGUUAGAAUGACGGUAUUGGCGUGCCUACUCAGAGGAGAGACACUGGGGUUGUCACCCCAGAGAAAAUGUCUGCUACACAGCGUUGAUGUCUACUGCACAAUGAAUUGUACCAUUUAGAGUCUUGCUCUGAUUUUUAAUACUGAAUGUUUUUAUUUUACAACUAGGUUGAAAUCUCUUCAUCAUUUUGAAGACAAUGUGUUGGCCCUGUAGCAAAAUUGUAUGUAUGAGAAAGUGUAUGUGUGGACGAUGCUUUUACCGAACAUGCCAGUUGCUAAAACACCACUUUUCAACAUCAGAGCCUGAUUUACAGUGCCUUGCAAAAACAUUGACUCCUCUUGAACUUUUCUUAUUCUGUCAUGUCAAACCAAAUACUGUUAUUUCUAUGCAUUUUAUAAGAAUUUUAUGUGAUAGACCCACAGAAAGUAGUACAUGAUUAUAAAAUAAAGGAGAAAAGAUCAGGUUGGCCGGGCUACUCUAAUAUAUAAAUAUUUUGAUAUAUUAACUGAUCAAUUUUGACCAGCUCUGAAGAGAAUCCUCCACACAGCAUGAUGCUGCCAUCGCCAUGUUCCACUCUGGUGUGUUAAAGGUGAUGCGCUGUAUCAGUCUUCUAACACUGAACUUACUAAUCAGGUGAUUUCUAAAGGCAAUUAUGUAAUAUUUUAUGAAGUAACAGCAAUGAGGGUAAAUACCGUAAAGUUUUUAUUUGUAAAAUCUGUGUUGGUUUAGGAUUAAACUGUGUCGCAUAUACAAAUACCUUUAAUCCUUGCCUAAGCUGCAUUUUUUUUUUUUCGACUACAGACUGGGACCUUUUCAUUGUUUCUCCCCCCUUGAAUAUUUUUUAAAUUCUUUCUUUUGCUUUGUUGGUCUAUCUAUAAAAUACUAAUAAAAUACUACUUAUAGCAUUACAAAACAUGGAAAGUUCAAGAGGUUGAAAUUGGUUUAUAAGGAACAGUCAAUGCCAAGAAAGGUGUAAGAUGAAUAUAUAUAUAUCAAUAAAGUGUUUAAUUUACCAGUUUCUAAAGCCAAGUAGCAUAAAAGUAUACUUGCUCUGCACUUCCGUGUGAAUCACUAGAGCUUUUAUACACUUAGCUUUUUUUGAUUACAUGCCUAAAGAUCAAAUUGUUCCAGUAAUGUAUGCUAACUUUUGAAGCUAAAAUGAAAACAUGGAAAAACACGUUAACAUUCUUAAUAAAAGAAUU
Messenger RNA from Cyprinodon variegatus (sheepshead minnow), 8333 nucleotides. It is a transcript of the gene wdr81, whose product is annotated as WD repeat domain 81. Gene Ontology annotation, biological process: aggrephagy. Gene Ontology annotation, cellular component: mitochondrion. The record is from RefSeq and is a predicted model, not a curated record. The transcript has 12 exons. Gene Ontology annotation, molecular function: protein binding; phosphatidylinositol 3-kinase regulator activity. The coding region runs from base 356 to 6508 and encodes 2050 amino acids. NCBI's taxonomy places the organism in Eukaryota, Metazoa, Chordata, Actinopteri, Cyprinodontiformes, Cyprinodontidae.